GGAUGGCUUUAGCUACAACACCAAUGGUAAACGGAAUGAUCCGGCCGGCGUGCAAACGUCGCAUGGAGAAACCAGCGGUCGUGGUUAUGGAGGACACCCGUCCAUCGACGUGCUCCUAUCAUAAACAAUGCUUGUCUGUUCUCAUGGACAUUUAUGAAAAAAAUACGACAAUGUCUGACGAGGCAUAUGACAGCAAAAUGAAAAAAAUUGCCGAGAUGGUUACAUCUGCGAACGAGUCGAACACCAUAUUUCAAACGUUUUGUGGCAUAUCGUUUCUGGAUCGAUACCAAGAUACUGCAAUUAUUGCAUGCGCUAUGCAAGAUUUGGACAAGAGAAUAUCGAACUCAUCAUGGCGAAUGGAAGAGAAACUCGAAGACAAAUGCAUUCAACUGCUAACGAGAAUGGGUACAAUUGAAAACCUGAGCUCAUUAGAUGCCGAUUUUAUAUGUCUUCUAUGCCAGCUCUGCAAAUCAAGCAAUCAAUAUACAGUACUUUUUGAUUUGUUGCUUGAAAUUGGUAGAAGUGUCUGGCCCUACCUGAAACGGCCUUUAUGGAAUAGAGAACCGUUUGUAGACUUUGUUGCAGAUAUAUUUGAAACUAUUGGUAAGCGUUUGGAGGAGUUGUAUCCCAAGAACUUUUGUAUAGCGUGGAAAGUUAUUUUUGAGAAUCUUGUUGCAUCGAAGGCGGAUAUGUCGUAUUACAGCAGGUUACGGCUCUUGGCGGUCAUAGAGCACAGGCAUAAGAAAUGGACUUUGCCAAUUGACGUGGAGUUCUACAGGGAACAAAUCGAGGUAAGGAUUAAAUUUAUUGUGCAUGUUGUUAUACACAAAUUGUAAAGCUUUUUUGGGAGCGAAAAAUAUCUAAUCGUGCUUUGAAGCACCAUUCAUUGAUUCCACAAUAAAAAAACAAUGUGUAUCAAUGUACAAUGUAUAUAAUUAUUUUCAAAGUGCAAAUCAGUUUUACACAAUCGGACAGGUCUUAAAAUAUCUUUUACAAGGCCUUCUGACAAAAUGUCCGAUGACGUUCAGUUUGGGUUGGACAUAUAUAUGAUGAUGUCUGAUGACCUUCAGGACAAUGUAUUAAUUCUGAAUGGAAAAUGUUGUGAAGAUAUUAAAAAUAAUUUGUUUCUUUCAUACUUAUUUCCAAGCCAAAAUUAACUUGCUUGCUAAGAACAGCAUUAAUUAAGACUUCAACAACUUAAGCCCGUUUUCCAUUUCAUCAUUUCGCUUGCCGCCCCGCGAUUAUGAUUAUGUUAAAACAACAUUUCCAGCUCACUUUUUAUACAAUAGUGCUCUGAUUUUCCAUUUAACUCAUACAAGCCUCUGGUCCUGGAGCCCUAGGGUACAUUUUGAUUUAUGUUGGACAAAGCUACAGUUCAGUUGGACACCAAUACACUGGGGUCGGACGAAGAAUAAACCUCACUUAUGUCGGACAGAAUGUCCGGUGGCUUCCUCUCUACAUCGGACAAUUUCACGAAUGGGUUGGACAAUGUCCAUGACCGACCAAUAUUUUAAGGCCUGCAAUCGCAAACACAGAUAUUCUACUGAUUUUGAUUGUCUACUGAUAAAGCAAAAAUUGGCCCGAUUCCGAUACUGAUUAUUGGUCAUUCACUAAAAAUUUUACCCCGUCACUCCCAACAAUAUUUUUUGUUCCCACCCUGACAAAAAAAUUGAACCCCCCUCUCACGGAACACAUAUUUUGACCUUACCCCUGUGUCUAACUUCACCCCCUCCCGUGACCAUUUCCAACAAAUAUUUUGACACUAUCCCUGAGAAAACGUUUGAGUCCCUAACACAUAUUUUGAUAUCAUUCCCAAGGCUGUCCUCACGAGAAAGAAAGAAAUCUUGGCUUUUCUCGGCUUACUGUCGUCAAGGCGUAAAACCUCGCUCACUGUGAAGCCCGGUAGAUCUGCCGCAGAUUUUCUCAAGAGAAGGCAAAGUUACGAGAGCCAGGAAGUCGAAGAGCGUUGUUCUACCUCGUCUGGGGACGGUUCUGAAGCAUUGAACGAGGUGUUUGAGGAAGAUUUUGAUGAGAACGAGAGUGUUUUCUCGCCUAACACUUCGACUGAUGGUUUUAGGAAUAAAUCAUUGUCAAAUACAGGUAUUUUUUGUUGAAGAUUUGUCAUAAUAGUGCUUGCUAUAUAGACAAAUUUGUUUACACUCUGUUGCUAUGUGGACCUUUGCCCCUUUGAUUGUCGUAAAACUGUUACCCUGCUGUCGUUUUUCUGUUUCCAUUAAAACAUAACCGUCACGACACGUUUUUAGCCUGUCGCAACUGUCGUCGAGAUAGAACUCGAGUCUAUCUCGACGACACUGUUGUAACUGUCGUGAACUGUUGCCAGUGUGUCACGACAAGACUUUUCUUCAUGUUUCCAUUCGGUCGCGAACACUACACACGUAAAAAUCUCACAUCUUGUAGCAAGUCUGCCAACAAGCUGUCAACAAGUUGUGUUCGCACUGCUUGUCCCAAGUUGUCAACAAGUUUGGAACAAGCUGUUAACAACUUGCAACAACCUUGUUGAUAUUAUCAGACUUGUUCCAAGGUUGUUCCAACAAGUCCAAUACAGUCAUGAUAUAGCAGUAUUGUUACAACCAUGUGUCAUCAACCUUGUAAGUUGUAACAUUCUUGUUAUAUCAUGACUGUAUCAGACUUGUUAGAACAACCUUGUGACACGUCUGAUAAUGCCAACAAGCUUGUUAGCAGUUGUUAAAAGCUUGUUCCAAACUUGUUACACUGAACAACUAGGAACAAGCAGUGCGAACACAACUUGUUGACAGCUUGUGAACAGAUUUGUAACAACUUGUAUGCAAACCUGUAAGAACUUGUGCGUUUUUACGUGUGUGCUCUGACGACAGUUACAACACAUUCGCGACAGUUAUGACUUAUUAUUAUUAUUAUUAUUAUAAAUUUCCAAACUAGCAGUAACAACUGAAUUACUUUGGAAUUACAGGGUAUAAGAACAUAGGUAUUUAAUCUAUUCUAUAUUUACAGGUAAAAAUAGGUAAGUUAGAUAAAAAUAACGAUAAUAAUCUAAAGUUUACUUAUUAUUAUAAGCACGAGACGCAGCAGGAAUGAAACUGUUCGAAAAACGUUCAGUUCUACACCUAGGUACUAAUAAGUUGGGAUAAGACCUCAGAUUAUAAGUUUGAAGACUUUUAGGCGGUACUAAGGCAUUCAGUUUAUGAGUGGGUUCCAACAUCUUCGAAAAAAGUCGCUUGCAAUGGACAGUUCUACGUUCGUAAAGAGUCGUCAAGUUAGCUUUAAGCAAACAUUCAGCAUAGAUAGUUCCAGGGAAAAUAAUUUUUAACGCCCUUUUUUGUAUUUUUUUCAACUUGAUCACUCAGGUAAUAAGGAAGGCCAUAAUAGCUAUAGACUUAAUUUUGAUCUAGGCAAGGAAAACAAAAUCCAACACCACAGCUAGAAAGAGCAUGUUAAAAUUAGGAAAAUUGCAAAGUUUGGUUGCGAAAUGUUGUAAAAUGAGGAAAAUAUAGCCCUACGAAAUUUGCAAGUUUUGUAUUAAUUUCUAUUACGCACGGGAAAAUGCACCACUUCCGGGCCAAACGUGGUGCAUUUUCCUGUGCGUGAUACAAAUUAAUACAAAAUUUGCAAAUUUCGCAGGGCUAUAUUUUCCUUAUUUUAGAACAUUUCGCAACCAAACUUUGCAAUUUUACUAAUUUUAACAUGGUAUUUCUAGCUGUGGUGAUGGAUUUUGUUUUCCUUGCCUAGAUCAAAAUUUAUUCUAAAGCUGGAGUCAUCCAUUAACAUACCUUUGUGUUAUUCUGUGCUUCUGUAUACUAGAACAUUAUAUAGUCAGCUAGGCAUGUGAGUUGUUUAAUUUUUUUUUUUUUAUAAACAAAUGUUAGCCAAUUUUGUGUAUGAGUUAAUGGUUAUUUUUUUAUGUAAAUAUCAGAGCCCAAACCAAAUCGAGGGGAAAACACUACAAAUGGAUAUCACGAUGAAAACAACAAGAACAAUGACAGAGAAACUCUCUUGGAAACUAAAAAUUAUUCUGUUGAAGAUACUAAAAAAACUGUUUGUAUGACAGAGAGUGUAAAACAAGACUCCUGUCUGAUUGAACGGAAUGGUUGUUCAGGUGAACAUAAGGAAUUUGUAGUGGAAAGACAAAAUCGAGAUGUGGACAGAUGGAAGGAACAGCUAAAGGAACAAAGAGCAGCGAGGAAUGAGGAAAUUGAAGCUCAGAAAAUACCAAGAGAAAGUGGAAGUGAUGUACCGAAAGAUACUGGGAAUGAUGACGGGAAUGAUCACGGGAAUGAUCACGGAAAUAUCUGGCAAGAAAGUGGAAACUCAUGUCAGGAAAAUGAAGAUAGGAAGAACACGAGGAGUGAAGAGAAUCUGUCGGUGGAAACAGGGAACGGAUGGCAAGAGAUGGAAGAUAUUUGGCAGGAAAGUGACAACGCGUGGAAGGAGAACGACAUGAUAUGGCAAGACACGCAAUGUACAGGUAUAUUAAACCUUUACAGCGCCCUGAUUAAACGUAUUUGUGAAGCCGCUUUUCGCCAUGCUAGUAUUGUCCCACAGCACGUGUUGUGUCGUGGUUACCACGCUUGCCUUUCAAGCUGAGAGACUCUGGUUCAGUCCUUGGUCGGACCUCUAGUCAAGGUCUUAAAAUAAUCGAGGAGAAAGAGCUACCUUUACAUUGACAUCAGUAAAUGGUUAGACUUUUAGGCGUCUUCUCGGAUAAGGACGUUAAAAUCGUAGUUACCUCGGAUCCCCUAACAAUUGGACAAUAGCUUGUUGGGACAUUCGCUCACCAAUGAGCGAGAAAAUCGAUAAACUUAAAGCGGGUCAAAAUGCAACGUAAUUGCCUAAGCGUGAUUUCUAUAUGAUCGUAACGGACUAACGGCCGUAAAGAUUGAGUCACGAUCUUUCUCAUCAGCCGAAAUACCACAGAACUGAAAAUAGGCAGAGUGAUUAUAAAUAGAGAACACGUAUGAUUUAUACGCGGUGCACAGUUAGCAACUAUUAUAAUCUGGCCGUUGAGGAAGAUAGCGACUCGUUACGAGCAUAUGAAAACAUGGCUUUAGUUGUGAAGUAGAAACCGACACGGCUGUAUGCAAGAUUUUUUCCAACAAGUGGGGGGGGGGGGAAUACUUUUUUGCUGAAAUGACUACCCGAAGUCAUAUCGGUUAGAUGCAUGGCUGCUCCAUACAGAAUCAUACAUUCGGAUUCACGAGAUUACAAGUAGAGCCAUUUGGCUUAAGAGGAGAAUCUUUUGUAUGUCACGUAAUACGCGCUCAAAAAAAUUGGUUAUGACUAUAUUCAAUUUUUUGCAUUUCUUUCAUACGUUUCUCAAGCGGCAAACAAACUUAAAAAGUAUGUUUAGUGCUUUACCUGUAAAGUAAUGCUAAAAGGAAGAGAUUUUAGAUGGUACGCCAAAGAGAAAAUGAUGUCUGAAGUUCAGCAAGUUUUGCUUAUAUUGCUACAUGUAUAAAUAUGGCGUGAAUUUUACAGCAUCAAUGGUAAUUGUAUUUAAAUUGAAAAUUUUUUACUAUUAUUUUGUGUUUCUCAACCGCCAGAUACAUUUAAAAAGGUUUCUGAUUGUGUAAACUACAAAAUAAAGCUAAAACAAAGUAAUUUUGAGAGGAACGCCAAAAAUAUUUUAGGUUCUGAACACUUUUCAUCGGAAAUACGCGACAUUGAAAAAAAUUGCCUCUUAAUAAUUUAUAAUAACAAGUUGAAUUUUCUCGGGGCACUGUCAAGUGCCAACUCUUAUGCACUUUCAUCCCCGUCUGAUCUCUGAGACUUCACUUACCGUUUAGAUGACAAAAUAUCAAGUCUCAGAAAUGAUGACAAUGCAUCAAAUGAAACGAAUAUCAAUGUUCCUGAACAUAGAAGGUAAUGACGUAUAUUAAGAUCUCCUAGUAGCUAGAAGAUUAAAAAAUUUGGCAAUUCAGACCGAAGUUAAGGAAUAUCGUGUUUCUUAAGUGACUUUUGAAGUCACCUGACAUUGUUUUGCGUACUAAAAGGUAAAAACAGACAAAUAUAUUUUUUAGGCUACACGACAUCGUCACAACACUUAUCUGGUACCCAAUUUUUCUUCACCAAAGUUUUGAAGUUGAACAAUCUUUUAUGUACUAUUUAAAACAUGAGCAGCAGUGUUUUAUCAGAUAUGAAGAUACGAGACGAAGCCGAGUAUCUUUAGGUCUGAUAAAACACGCACUGCGAAUGUUUUAAAUUGCUUCAAAAACGAUCGAUCUAGUAAGUUCAUUGGCGAAGUAAUUUUCAAAAAAAUACGUUGUGCAUGUAAGUCGAGAAAAUCAAAGUUAAAGUUUAUGUAAAUCAAGGGAAAUUUCUAUCACAUAUAGAGAUACGACACGCUUAUAAUUUUUCUUUGUUUAAAACGGUGUAUAACGCCGAAUUUUUGACUGUAGCUAACACCCUGCUUAUACUAAAGAAUUCUUUCAAUUUUUCUGUGUAGUUUCUUGUCAGACAGAAGAAAGGAACUCGUAAAAGUCCACCAGAAAUACGUUGGAAGAGGUACAAAUGUUAAUAAUGUUAAAUUUAAUUCGUGCAAUAGUAAAACUAUUUUCAUGGAUAUAAAGGGUCAUACGAAUAAGAUAAAAGAUAAUGGCGUAAGACAGAUAAAUAGUAUUGAAUUUUUUAGAUGCAACUUUCAAAUGAUGAACUUGAUCGAAAGUAAUUAAUUUGAAUUCUUUAAUUUUAUUAAAAAAAUCCUAUUGUUUUUAUCUAAUUUGGACAAGUUUGAACAUUGAUUCUUGAACGCAAGUGGUUGGUUAAUAUUUUGAUUCGUCAUUCGUUUCAUCACGCACAAAAAUCUGAAACUUCGACUAAAGCUAACGCUGUAAUAUCAGGUUUUUGGGACAUCCUGUAUUAUUGUUUUUCCAGUGAUCGGGGCGCAAGGUAGCAGGAUAGCGUCCAUACAAGAUGAAUCUGGCGCAAGAGUACACAUUAUACGCCCACAAAAAGAAAAAGGUACGGAGAAGUGUUAGGGAGCGGUCGUUUUUUAGGGGGGGGGGGGGUCGGCACCGAAGGGAAAUGUUUUUCUUGAUAAAAAUUUUGCUGUUCCCACCGUUAAAAAGUGAAAAUUUUUUGGACCCAACCUCAAAUAUCAAUUAAAAAAUAAAUACCCAUCCCUGGCCAAAAACUUUACAAAGUGAUACGAAAGUGUUUUGUGACAUGAGUUUGAUCAAUGCUUGUGCAAUUUUCUGCAGUCUAAAGUUUCAUGUUGUCUGCACAUGUACUUUCUUUGCAGACACCAUUUGCCUCCUGACAAAUCGGAAAAUGAUCAAGAUAGCGACUUUGCCGAUUUACAUAUGACUGUUGACAUUCCUUUUUAGUCUUCAAUAUUUGAAUGAGUCAUGCUUUGGAAAUGAGAAUACAUUUGUAUUACCCAACCCUUGAGUUGUUUUUCAUUUACCCAACCUUUUACUCACUCAAAAUUUUGUUUACCCAACCCUUUUCUCUUCGUUGCCACCCCCCGCCAUAAAUAAUGACCAGUCCCUUAGAAAUGGAAGCCUAUAUCUUAUAUCAUUCUGGUACUUAAUUUGAGACAUUUGCUAUUUUGUUAUUUUUUUUAUUCUGCGAUUUGCAACUAUAUUCUGAUUGCUUUUACAAGUUUAAAGCCACUGGCGUCCACGGCUGUGAUUUCUGCCGGAGGGAAUGUCUCGCAGAUGCUCACAAUUAGGUCUAAAAAGUGUGGAUGAUUUCCUUCGAAAUUUUCAUUCAAGAAAAAUAUCUUUAUAUUGUAAAUUCUAGUUGUUCCUGCAAGACCAGCUUUCUCUAUGAGCACCGUAAAGAACAUUGUGCAUAAUACCCUGGGAAUACCAAAGGACAAAACUUCAACAACAGGUACAGAACCGUUGGUGACUUUGUAAGCCCAGAUCAAACAAGCAUCAUUGGUAGACACGCGACCGGGGUUAGCUGUUCUUAAUGCUUUCCCAACACUAUCAUGUACAGUAAAACCCUGCAUAUAUAAGAACCUAGAUUUUUCCAAGAAUCCAAGUUAGCCUAAACAGGUUCUUAUGUAUAUGGUGCUUAUACCAGGAAACUGGACUAAACAGGUUCUUAUUUUCUUAAGAAAAAGGCGGCUCAUUUUCAGCAGGUGUGGUAUAGGAUUUAUAUAAAUUAUGCACAAAUUAUGUAACAGUCCAUGAUGCUGGAACACAUUGCUCACAGCCACCAUGGAUAAUAAAAGAAAUGGAUAGGAAACUAGCUGACGUGACCUAAUGUUUUCAAUGGGCUGAUGGCGUGGUUAGAUGUUGAAACCUGGUUGCAAACCAAAUUCUCAAAAACGGCAUGUUUAGCAAUAAUACAGCUAAACAUUUUAGUAAAAGAGCAAAUAAAUAUAACUACGCCAUUCUACGAUGAAAUCUCUAAGUAUUCCCAGUCAAUUUUAGCAAAUAUUUCAAACACUAAACAAUGAAAAAUGCAUCGCAAAUUUCGUUAAAAUUGGCGACGUCAAUUUCGUAGCUACAAAUGUAAAAAAAAUACAAAACAAAGACGAAAAACAUUUGCCUUGAAAACUUUGUCGUGGCUUAGGCAUGUUUUUAAAACAAUUAGACCAGUUUAUGCUUCAAUAUCACCCUUUUAAAGUGGAAAAUAUAGCAAAACAACAAAAAUGCCGAGAACUUUGCCAAUAGGCGUGACGUCACAGAUUGCAACUAGGUUUAGACUGUGACGUCAGGAAGUUUCCUAUCCAGUUAUUUUACAAUCCAUGCAGUCACUAGUAGUUGAGAUUGUCAUGUAUAGUAUUUUCACUGAAGAAUUACAAUUAUUGAGAGCUUGAAAUGUCACCAUGCAGUAAAAAUCCUUGACUGGCUUUUCCUUGGCUUUUCUUAACAACUAUUUAUGCCUCCUGCAACCCAAUUAUCUUACAAAUAUAACUUACAUUCUCUUCUCCAGACGAUGAUACGACAGAGCAGGUGAAAAACGACGUGGAGAGCAAAGAUGAUCACGAAGAAUUUGAAUUUGAAAUAAUUGGAUCAAACGAAAGCAUAGAGUAAGUAAACAAUGGGGAAAUUUUGGGAUUUUGGCCAUCUCGAUAGGUUUAAUACUUGAAGGGGUUUUGUUGAUGCAGUCUUAAAAUAUCUUUUACAGGGCCGUCUGACAAAAUGUCCGAUGACUGUGAGUUUGGGUCAGACAUAUUAUGAUGAUAUCCGAUGACCUUCAGUUCAGUUUGGCUCGGAAAUAAGUCUGAAUGACACAGAUUAAUAUCAGCACAAUAUAUUAAUUCUGAACUAAAUGUUGUGAAGAUAUUAAAAAAAUUGUGUCAUUCAUACUGACAUAGUUAUUUCCAAGCCAAGAUUAACUUGCUUGCCAAUAACAGCAGUGGACUUCGACAACUUUAACAGUUUUCCGCGUCACCAAUUCGCUCGCCGCCCCGCGCUCGAUUACAUUAAAACAACAUUUCCAAUUCACUUUUUAUACCGGUACUCUGAUUCUCCAUUUAACAUACGAGCCUCUAGUCCUGGACUAGAGUACAUUUUGAUUUACGUCAGACAAAGCUACAGUUCGAUCGGACACCAAUACAUGGGCGUACCGGAAGGAAAAAAUUAGGGGGGCGGAAAGAAAUUUGCCCGACUUUUCCGGAUUGUGCCCGACUAGGACCGAAAUAAUUUUUUCCGGAAUUUAUUUUGGCGACCUCCCCCCCCCCCGUCGCAAAAAAAUUUCUUUCAGUGUACCAUUUUAGGGGUCAAAAAAUUUUUUCGGACAUACCAAAAUUUUUCGGAACAUCACAAAUUUUCGAAACAUCACAAAAGUGACCACAAAAUUGACAGAAUUUAUCCAAUUUAUUUUUAUAAUAAACCAUAAUUGCCCGACUGUUGAGCGAAUAUUGCCCGACUGCCCAACAAACUGGGGGGGGGGCUACCGCUCCCCCCCCCCGCCCGGUACGCCCAUGCACCAAUACACUCGGGUCGCACAAACAAUAAACCUCAGUUUCACUUAGGUCAGACAGAAUGCCCAAUGGUUUCCUCUCUACGUCGGACAAUUUUAAGGCCUGAAAUGGAAAAUUCAAGUGUAAAUGUUUAUACAUUAUUAUACAUAUAUUAUUUUAUACAAUUCAUCAGCCUAUCAACAUCAAAAUACGAUUUAAAGUUCAUGUCUUGUCCUCUUUAUAAAUUUUUCAGAAAGGCAAAACAGAAGAUCGAGAGCAUUAUCAGCCAUGCGAAACGUUUGGAAAACCACACAAGUUUGAAAAGAAGUUUUUCAGAGGGUAUUUCUUUUUUUUACUUUAUUGCUUUUUAUGGUUGAGCAAACAUACCAGCCACGUUCUAUACGCAUAUAAUAUAAGCUUCUCUGUCUUUUUUUCAGGUGAUGAUUUCAACAGAUACUUUCGGAACAGGUAUACUAGCUACAGUAUACAGUAUAUGGUGUACAAUGUAACAGUGUUGUUAAAUUCUUCUUACUUAUUGUUUUUAGCUUAGAGACACAGUUGCUCUAUUCUUUAAUAGCGUAUCCCUCAUGAAAUAAAGUUGAUUUGGUUUGAUUUUAUUUUGAAAGGAAAAAAGUCAUCAUCAAAGUUUCUGAUAAAUAUGUUGGCCGAGGUAAAGUUUUCUGUAUGACAUUUGCCAUAAUAAUAGUACCAUCCUGACAUGAUCCAGUGAUCAGAAUGUUCCAUUGUCUUAUCAUUGUUUUGAAAAUCCCACUGUCCUACAUGCCAUCCAGUCAUGAUCCGGUGAUCAGAAUGUUCCAUUGUCUUUUCAUUGUUUUGAAAAUCCCACUGUUCUCAAUGCCAUCCAGUCAUGAUCCAGUGAUCAGAAUGUUUCAUUGUCUUAUCAUUGUUUUGAAAAUCCCACUGUUCUCCAUGCCAUCCAGUCAUGAUCCAGUGAUCAGAAUGUUCCAUUGUCUUUUCAUUGUUUUGGAAAUCACACUGUUCUCCAUGCCAUCCAGUCAUGAUCCAGUGAUCAGAAUGUUUCAUUGUCUUUUCAUUGUUUUGAAAAUCCCACUGUUCUCCAUGUCAUCCAGUCAUGAUCCAGUGAUCAGAAUGUUUCAUUGUCUUUUCAUUGUUUUGAAAAUCUCACUGUUCUCCAUGCCAUCCAGUCAUGAUCCAGUGAUCAGAAUGUUUCAUUGUCUUUUCAUUGUUUUGAAAAUCUCACUGUUCUCCAUGCCAUCCAGUCAUGAUCAAGCGAUCAGAAUGUUCCAUUGUCUCUUCAUUGUUUUGAAAAUUUCGCUGUUCUCCAUGCCAUCCAGUCAUGAUCAAGUAAUCAGAAUGUUCCAUUGUCUUUUCAUUGUUUUGAAAAUCUCACUGUUCUCCAUGCCAUCCAGUCAUGAUCCAGUGAUCAGAAUGUUCCAUUGUCUUUUCAUUGUUUUGAAAAUCCCACUGUUCUCCAUGCCAUCCAGUCAUGAUCCAGUGAUCAGAAUGCUCCAUUGUCUUUUCAUUGUUUUGAAAAUCCCACUGUUCUCCAUGCCAUCCAGUCAUGAUCCAGUGAUCAUAAUGUUCCAUUGUCUUUUCAUUGUUUUGAAAAUCCCACUGUUCUCCAUGCCAUCCAGUCAUGAUCUAGUGAUCAGAAUGUUCCAUUGUCUUUUCAUUGUUUUGGAAAUCACACUGUUCUCCAUGCCACCCAGUCAUGAUCCAGUGAUCAGAAUGUUCCAUUGUCUUUUCAUUGUUUUGAAAAUCCCACUGUUCUCAAUGCCAUCCAGUCAUGAUCCAGUGAUCAGAAUGUUUCAUUGUCUUAUCAUUGUUUUGAAAAUCCCACUGUUCUCCAUGCCAUCCAGUCAUGAUCCAGUGAUCAGAAUGUUCCAUUGUCUUUUCAUUGUUUUGGAAAUCACACUGUUCUCCAUGCCAUCCAGUCAUGAUCCAGUGAUCAGAAUGCUCCAUUGUCUUUUCAUUGUUUUGGAAAUCACACUGUUCUCCAUGCCAUCCAGUCAUGAUCCAGUGAUCAGAAUGUUUCAUUGUCUUUUCAUUGUUUUGGAAAUCACACUGUUCUCCAUGCCAUCCAGUCACGAUCCAGUGAUCAGAAUGUUCCAUAAUUGUCUUUUCAUUGUUUUGAAAAUCCCACUGUUCUCCAUGCCAUCCAGUCACGAUCCAGUGAUCAGAAUGUUCCAUUGUCUUUUCAUUGUUUUGAAAAUCCCACUGUUCUCAAUGCCAUCCAGUCAUGAUCCAGUGAUCAGAAUGUUCCAUUGUCUUUUCAUUAUUUUGAAAAUCCCACUGUUCUCCAUGCCAUCCAGUCAUGAUCCAGUGAUCAGAAUGUUCCAUUGUCUUUUCAUUAUUUUGAAAAUCCCACUGUUCUCCAUGCCAUCCAGUUACUCAUUGUAUUGACUUGUUCGUGACGUUAUGCAAAGGGCUAUUCUCCCACACUCAGUGGUUAGAAUGUGUCAUUGUCUUGCCUUUGGUUUGAAAUCCCUACGAGUACUGUCCACAACUUCCACGAAGCUCAUUAUUCGUUUUCUCCUGCUAGUAAUUGGAAGUGGUGGCAGUAUGAUUAUGACAAUUGAGGAGGAAUCUGGAGCGAAGGUGACGUUUCUUAAAGACAGAAGGACAGAGAAAUACAGAGCUACGCAACAAGAGAGGGAUAUAGAGAACAGGAAAGAGGAAUUACAGAAUGAAUUGGCCAAAGAUGGAGAACAAGAUGAAAGGAAAGACGUGGAGGAGCCAGUUGAGCCACAGAGCGAAACAACACGAGAGCGGAACGUGGAAGAAAGCAAGGAACACAUGACAGUCAUAGAGGAAGGGCAAUUUCAAGACGAACAAAAAUCCGUGGAGUCAGGAAUAUGUAGCGAGGAAAAACAAAGUGGGGGAGAUCUUUUCCUACCUGAGAAAGGUGAUGUGAAACUUAAGGAAAUAAUAAAGGCAGAGGUGUAACUUUACUAUUUUGACCACUUGCCCUCAGGGCAAGUUGGACAUGAAAAUUGGUUGCCAUGAAUAAAAUCCACUUGCCAUCAGACAAUGACCAAUUAAAGGGACAACAUGUCGACCCGUUCUCCCACUUCUCUAUAUGGCUAUGUUAUACUGCCUCAGAUCUAGCUUUGGAACACACAAAAAAAUUUUGAAUCAAGUACUAUAAAAGUACUAUUUUGAAUCAAGCACUAUAAAAAAUUUGUCCGACAAUGAAAACAUAAACUUAAAGAUGCCCAGCUUUUUGUGGCAAGGCAACUUGCCCAAUCGGGCAAGCAAGAUAAAACGUUUACUUGUCCAUCUCAAAUUCAUUAAUAAUUCAUGAGUAAUUCAGCCAAUGAUAAUCACCUAUUUGAUCACAAGAUGCCAUUUGGAUACUUGAUGAAAGUCACUAGUGUUUUCAUCAAAUAUCUUAAUUACGCAUGCAAAAUUACUUGAAUAGAAUUCCUAAUUACGUUAUGCUUGGUUAAGAAUUCUAUUCAAAUCAGCAAACGAAAAUAUUCUGUUACGUCUCGAUUCAUUUGAGAAGCCAUAUAAACAACUCGAGCUCGUGUCUCACCGGGAUAUCCAAACACUCGAAAACAAUGUAUGAAAACACUCGCGCUUCGCGCUCGUGUUCUCAUACAUUGUUUUCUCGUGUUUGGAUAUCCCGGUGAAACACUCGCUCUCGUUGUUCAUAUCUUACAUCUCAAACUCAUUAAUAAUUCAUGAGCAAAUUAGCGAAUGAACUCACCCUAAUUCGUCACAUGAUUGAGGUUAGAUACCGCAAGGAAACACGCUAAAAAUCAUAUACCAUCACUGUUGUUAGAUGAAAAACGGUUUUCAUCUAAUAACUGAGAUCCUAAUUACAAAUUCAAGUCAAAACACAACAAUAUACUAUAAUAAUAUAUAUAAGCCAAUGAAAUGUUUUCGUUUGAGAUGUUGUGUAAACAACUCGUUUCUCGUGUUUCAUCAGGGGACCAAACACUCGAAAACAAUAAAACACUCGCGCUUCGCGCUCGUGUUUCAUGCAGUUUUCUCGUGUUUGGAUCCCCUGAUGAAACACUCAAACUCGUUGUUUACAUAUAACAUCAUGAUAUUCACUUGCCCCAGGCAAGCGGGCAAGUGUUAAGUUAUACCUCUGAAUAAAGGCGAUGAAUAUAAGCGUAGAAUAGAACAAAGGUAACCAAUGGGCCUGUUUGAGUCCCUGCAUAGAAUCAUAGAAUAUGUAUUGAAUGCUGUAUUUAUCUAUUUUGUCUCCUAGGCGACACUUGUGAGGAAAGUCCACGGAUUGUCCACGCAAAAGUUGAAGGAAAGGCAAAUGAGGCAUUUGACUUUGAAAUAAGUGGAACGGAUGAACAGAUAGAGUAAUGAAUUAUUUGUUGUGUUAAAACUCGAUUGACUUUAUUUAUGCUGGGUAUCUGUUCUAAAUUGUUCUUUCAUUAUUAUUCUUGAUGUUCAGAAAAGCGACGAAGAAAAUUGAAUACAUCAUGAAACUGGUUGAUAAUGGGGAGAAGAAACCAUUCACGAGAAGUUUCAGUUGUUCUACUCCAAGAAGAGGUACUUGGUUUGAUCACAAUUUAAUUAUCAUCAUCGUUAUCACUCAUUAUCAUUAUGAUCUUCAUUGUCAUUAUCAUCAUUAUAAUUAUUAUUAUCAUCAUCAUUAUCGUUUAUCAUUAUCUUAAUUAUUAUCAUUAUUAUUAUUGUCAUCAUAAUUAUUAUUAUCAUUAACAUAAUUAUCAUCAUUAUUGUCAUCAAUAUCAUUAACAUGAUCACUAUCAUCCGCAUUAUUAUCAUCAUUAGUAUUAUCAUUACCAUUAUUAUCAUCAUCAUUAUCGUCAUCAUAAUCAUUAACAUGAUUAUUAUCAUCAUCAUUAUCAUCAUCGUUAUCGUCAUCAUGAUCAUUAACAUGAUCAUCAUAAUUAUUAUAAUCAUUAUCGUCAUCACAACCAUUAUUAACAUAUUAUUUUCACCAUUAUCAUAAUUAUUCUCGUCAUCAUAAUUACUAUUAUCAUCCUCAUCAUUAUCAUCCUGAUCAUUAUCAUCAUCAUCAUUAUCAUCAUCAUCAUAAUUAGCAUCAUCAUCAUCAUAAACAUCAUCAUAAUCAUCAUUAACAUUUUGAUCAUCAUCAUCACACUAAGAUGCAAGAUCAGACGGGUGAUCCAUCUCCAAUUUUGAUCAUUAAUUUCUCAAGUACAUUUCUUCAGGGUAAACCCAGCGAUUUAUUUGCCUAUUUUUUCCACGUCAGGUUUCAAGCAAUUCCAACGCAGUCUGUCUUGUCCUAUCCCGGACUGGGGUGAGAGCUGUACAGGAGAGUGUGCCAGCUGUCAGAAAGGUUCUUAUUGCAGGUCGUUUCUUUUGCAAAAAUCCGAGUCUCCAUCUUGCUGGAUAAGGCCUGAGGUGCUCGCACUCACGCAAGAUGCUGACUGGGCUGAGUUUAUUGUUAAAACAAAGGUAGGUGUAAUAUAA
This is a messenger RNA of Paramuricea clavata, 15265 nucleotides long. NCBI's taxonomy places the organism in Eukaryota, Metazoa, Cnidaria, Anthozoa, Malacalcyonacea, Plexauridae. The record is from the annotation of a GenBank genome assembly.